Balearica regulorum gibbericeps (East African grey crowned-crane) is the source of this 504-nucleotide messenger RNA. It is a transcript of the gene NUDT19, whose product is annotated as nudix hydrolase 19. The record is from RefSeq and is a predicted model, not a curated record. Gene Ontology annotation, molecular function: hydrolase activity, acting on acid anhydrides, in phosphorus-containing anhydrides. Gene Ontology annotation, cellular component: mitochondrion. Lineage: Eukaryota; Metazoa; Chordata; Aves; Gruiformes; Gruidae.
UACCUGUGCUGCCUGGAGAAGCGGCCGCCCCACACCUCGCAGGACGACCAAGAGGUGACAGCCUUCCUGUGGUCAUCACCUCCUGAAGCCAUUGAAUGCUUUAAAUCUGAAGAAAUAUGGUUUCCUCCACCUCAGUUCUAUGAAUUGUGUAGGCUGUGCAACUUCUCAUCACUCCAUGAGUUACACAAGUUCAGCUCUGAUCGAGCUCUAGAGGGAUGUGAACGUUGGAUGCCUGUGAUGUUAACCGCUUCAGAUGGCUACAUUCAGUUAUUGCCAGGAGAUGAGUUAUAUCCAGAAGAUCCAGAUUAUACAGGAGAAAAGAAAAUAAUCAUGUCAACAAAUAAGAGGGUUGAAGAUCUCAUGAAAGAGGGUAGUAUAUUUCACAGGAUAGUAAUAAAAACCAUCAACAAUCUUGCUGUCUAUGUUAAUAUUCAAGCAAAAUAUAAACAUAUGAAUCCAUUGAUGAUAAACUCUGAUUGUUCAGAUUACAACAGCAGAUUAUAA